AUGGCCUAUACCACACUAUGGAAACGACUUUCGUCGCGUCAGCUGAAUGCUGCUAUUCACAUAUUUUCGCUGAUAUCGAUCUUCUUCGAGGGAUAUGACCAGGGUGUGAUGGGUGGCGUUAACAGCUCACCGAAAUAUGUGACAAAGGUUGGCAUCGGUAAACCUGAUGGGACAGUGACCAACACCACUCACCAGGGUGGCAUUGUCAGCAUCUAUUACCUGGGGGCGAUAUUCGGUUGUUUUGCCGGCGGGUGGCUUGCAGAUCGAGUUGGUCGGAUCAACGGCCUACUCGCUGGAUCAUUAUUUGCAUUGGUUGGGGGCGCCCUGCAGGCGGGUGCACAGGAUUCGAACUGCAUGCUGUGUGCCAGAGUGGUCACGGGGAUUGGGACCGGAGCCUUGACUGGCAUUACCCCAGUGUUAGUGUCGGAAACCUCUUCCGCGGACCGUCGAGGUGGCUUCCUGGGAUAUGUUUUCAUUGCCAAUUAUCUAGGAAUCUCCGUCGCAUACUGGAUCUCCUUCGGCCUCGCUUUCGUCGAUAACGGUUACUCGGACGUACGAUGGCGCUUCCUUCUUGCAUUCCAGUGUUUCCCUGCACUUAUCCUAGUUGUCUUCAUCAAAAUGUUACCGGAUAGCCCCCGCUAUCUGGCCUCUGUGGGGCGGAAUGAUGAAGCUCGAGACCUUUUGAAUCGUAUUCGCGCAGACUGGGCCUCCCAAGACGAUAUCGACCAAGAAUACCUUGAGAUUGUAACCAUCGCGAGAGGAAGCAAGUGCAGCUCUCCCAUUGAGUUUGUGAAGAUAUUAUUUGGAAAAGGUGGAAAGCCGGGGCUGAAUCUGGGUCGACGAGCUUGGUUGUGUGUUUGGCUUCAAAUUAUGGCGUCCUGGACGGGUAUUACGGCUGUUACUGCCUAUUCUCCGACAUUGCUUGCUCAGGCAGGUUAUGGUGAUAUAAAACAAAAUGGUCUUGCCGGGGGAAUUAACACAACUGGAAUCAUAGGUACUAUUAUCAGUGCUCAAAUUAUUGACCGCUUAGGCCGACGGGCCGGAGCUGUCUAUGAAGGCUCGUUGUAUCAGCCUGAAAAGGCAGCUCAAUAUGCACCUGGUGCUGUGGUUAUGCUCUUUUUGUUCAACUUGGGUUAUGCUGCCACCUGGGGCACAGUUGCUUUCUUGGUCCCCACUGAGAUCUUCCCUAGUGAUCUGCGAGCCCAAGGAAAUGGAUUCGGGAUUACAGGGUGGGCCAUUGGAGUGGGUAUGACCACAUUAGUCAACCCUAUCAUGUUUGAUGUCCUGGCUAGCCGUACAUACUUUUUGUUUGCUGCCCUUAACCUCAUCUGGAUCCCGAUCGUCUAUCUAUUCUAUCCGGAAACUAGCAACCGGUCUCUUGAGUCGAUUGGCGCUCUUUUCUCGAUUUCCAGUCCAUUCUACUGGAAGAUGGAACAGGCCUAUAAGCUCCACGGCGAUGUUCUCGCCGAACACGGAGUCAACAAGAUUGAGACUCUCAGUGGUAGUAAGACUGAGCUGAGAACCGAGCUGACAAUUACCCCUGCUGAACUUGCAACUGUAUAA
Molecule: messenger RNA, 1563 nt
Organism: Penicillium robsamsonii
Lineage: Eukaryota; Fungi; Ascomycota; Eurotiomycetes; Eurotiales; Aspergillaceae
Product: putative MFS sugar transporter
Exons: 8
Coding region: 1-1563 (520 amino acids)
Biological process (GO): carbohydrate transport; transmembrane transport
Cellular component (GO): membrane
Molecular function (GO): carbohydrate:proton symporter activity
Source: RefSeq, a predicted model, not a curated record